Molecule: messenger RNA, 3374 nt
Organism: Thalassophryne amazonica
Lineage: Eukaryota; Metazoa; Chordata; Actinopteri; Batrachoidiformes; Batrachoididae
Gene: dnajc1
Product: DnaJ (Hsp40) homolog, subfamily C, member 1
Cellular component (GO): endomembrane system
Source: RefSeq, a predicted model, not a curated record
GAAGUAGUAGUAGACGUAUAGACACGCCCCUUAUGUUAAUUAGCCUCCGCCGUAAUGUCGGCACCGUGUCGGAUUGUUCUUUUGUCGCUCUGCUUGCUGGUCUUCGUGGUUCCUCCGCUAACAGCCUGGGAUGCUGAUUUGGAGCUUUUUGACCUGGUGGAAGAAAUCAAUCAAAACUUCUACGAGUUCCUCUCCGUGGAUCAGGAUGCCUCGAUGGCAGACAUUAAGAAAGCGUACCGGCGCCUGUCUCUGUCUCUGCAUCCUGACAAGAACAAAGAUGAAAAUGCUGAGACUCAGUUCAGACAGCUGGUUGCCAUCUAUGAAGUCCUAAAGGAUGAGGAGAGACGGCGGAGAUAUGAUGAUGUUCUGGUGAACGGGCUUCCUGAUUGGCGGCAGCCAGUCUUCUACUACAGACGAGUGAGGAAGAUGAGUAACACAGAGCUGGCCUUCCUCUUCUUCCUUAUCCUCACUGUGGGACACUACGCCAUCAUCUGGUCCAUCUACCUGGAGAAACAGCUGGAUGAACUGCUGAGCAAGAAGAAGAAGAAGAAGAAGCUGAGCUCUAGACCUCCAGAUGAGCUCAGCUGUAUUGGUCAGGACAGGUGAGCUGUGACAUGAGUGCUGGCGUUUACUGUGCGUUUCUUUAUUCUUUGUUGUUCCCACAGCAGACCUCAGUGGCAGGACAUCCUCCCUCUCAAACUUAGCAUCUGGCUCUACCUGUCUAUCAAAAACCUGCCGCAGACUGUCCAGGAGUUGAAACAGUUCUACGAGGACUACCAGCAGCUGAAGCAGAAGCAGAGAGAAGAAGUUGAAGCUGAACAAGAAGCUGCUGCCAGUAAACAAUCCCACUUUGUCCACUGCCAUCCUUGCAAGUCGGACCACAACAUGGUCCUCCUCCUUCCUGCCUACAGACAGAGACUGAAACAGGAAAAACCGGUUCCUAGGGAAAUAUUCAAAUGGGACACUGCAGCAGACGAAGCUCUCCAGGACUGCUUCGAGACAACCGACUGGCAGAUGUUUGCUGACUCAGCAGAGGGAGACCUCAACGAGUACACAGACUCUGUCAUUGGUUAUAUAGGGAAGUGCAUUGAGGAUAUUGUACCAAAAACCACCAUCUGCACCUACCCUAACCAGAAACCAUGGGUCGGGCUAGAGGUACGUGCCAAACUCAAAGCACGCACCGCUGCCUUUAAUUCUGGAGACCCUGAGGCCUACAAAGCAGCCAAGUACGACCUCAGAAAGACUGUACGAACAUCACAGCGGGAGUAUAGGAAGAGGGUCGAAUCUGCCCAACAGAGCAACGAGUGCGGCAGGUGUGACAACACCACACCUGUCACCAAACCACAUGUGGACAGUGAGGACGCCACACUCCACAUAGACACAGCUACAAGCCCUGCAGUUGCAUACAGAGCAAACAGGUCGACAGAGGACGCCAUUGCUCUGGCAGUUCACACCUCCCUCAGCCAUCUGGAGAAGGGGAAUACGUAUGUGAGAAUGCUCUUCAUUGAUUACAGCUCAGCAUUCAACACCAUAAUCCCCUCCAAACUGGUCACCAAGCUCACUGCCCUAGGCCUGGAGAAGUCCAUAUGCUGCUGGAUCUUGGACUUCCUCACUAACAGACCACAGGGUGAGAAUCGGCAGACACUCUCCUCCACACUUGUCCUCAGCACGGGUGCUCCUCAGGGCUGUGUUCUCAGUCCACUUCUCUACUCCCUCUUCACGUAUGACUGUACAGCCAAGCACUGCUCUAACGUGAUCCUCAAGUUUGCUGACGACACCACCAUCUUGGGCCUCAUCACUGACAACGACGAGACUGCCUACAGAGAUGAGGUGAAAUCACUGACCAGCUGGUGCCAGGAGAAUAACCUCUCUCUGAACGUCAGCAAAACUAAGGAGAUGAUAGUGGACUUCAGGAGACAGCGGAGAUAUGAUGAUGUUCUGGUGAACGGGCUUCCUGAUUGGCGGCAGCCAGUCUUCUACUACAGACGAGUGAGGAAGAUGAGUAACACAGAGCUGGCCUUCCUCUUCUUCCUUAUCCUCACUGUGGGACACUACGCCAUCAUCUGGUCCAUCUACCUGGAGAAACAGCUGGAUGAACUGCUGAGCAAGAAGAAGAAGAAGAAGAAGCUGAGCUCUAGACCUCCAGAUGAGCUCAGCUGUAUUGGUCAGGACAGCAGACCUCAGUGGCAGGACAUCCUCCCUCUCAAACUUAGCAUCUGGCUCUACCUGUCUAUCAAAAACCUGCCGCAGACUGUCCAGGAGUUGAAACAGUUCUACGAGGACUACCAGCAGCUGAAGCAGAAGCAGAGAGAAGAAGUUGAAGCUGAACAAGAAGCUGCUGCCAAGAAAAGGCCAAAGUUGAAGAAACCAAAGGUGGACUUCCCCAUUUACACUCCGCCAUCAGAGUGUCAUAAAUAUCAGAACUACGAUCAAACCAUGUCCAUCGAGGAAGUGGAAGAUCAGAUGGACGACUGGCUGCUGGAACGCAGAUCCGCAAAGAAGAAGGCUGCAGACUGGACAGAGGACGAGCUCAGCCUACUCGACCGCUUGAUGGUUAAAUUUCCCGGAGGAACGCCAGGCCGUUGGGAGAAGAUUGCCAAUGACCUUGGCAGAUCAGUGACUGAUGUCACAAAUAAGGUCAAACAGGUUAAAGACAAUGUGAGCAACACCUCAGGUUUGGUGAAGUUGUCAGAGUUGAAGGGAGCGUCCUCUCCAUCAAAGUUACUACCUGUUCCUGACAGUCUAGUGACUCUGAGGGAGGGCAGACCUGUUGAGGAGGCCCAGGAGGACGAGGACGUGGAGCGUGCUGUCAGGAGGAGGAACAAAAAGAUGGCAGGAGAAACCAGAGGAGAGAUGAAAGUCCGAGGCCGCAGGCAGAAAGAUUUUGACCCUGCAGCAGCGCUGGACGAUGAAGAAGCAGAGCCUCAAGUGGACAGUGCUGUCUGGACACAGAACCAACAGAAGCUUCUGGAACUGGCCCUUCAGCAGUACCCUCGAGGAACUGCAGAGCGCUGGGAUCGCAUUGCCAUGCUGGUUCCUGAGAAAACCAAGGAGGACUGUAUGAUCCGCUACAAAAUGUUAGCAGAGCUGGUGCAGAAGAAGAAGAAGCAGAGCAAAAGCUAAUGGAUUGUUUCUUAACGGAAGGACUGUGACCUUUAACCCUUCCCGUGGCCUCGGCAGUGUUUAUCUGUUUUUUUUUUUUUUUUUUUGAGGUCUCAUCUACUCAAGUGAGAUUAUAUUUCUUGCACCAUUUGAGAGGAGAAGCUGGAGAAUACCCUUGUUGACCUCUGACCCCUGUCCUCAGCCCUGAUUUCGUGUGCCUUAGCACUGUACUUAUUUGAGUUGAGAUGAAUAAAUUUGUAUUAUUUGCUGGA